Molecule: messenger RNA, 1389 nt
Organism: Penicillium malachiteum
Lineage: Eukaryota; Fungi; Ascomycota; Eurotiomycetes; Eurotiales; Aspergillaceae
Product: CCCH zinc finger protein
Exons: 4
Coding region: 1-1389 (462 amino acids)
Molecular function (GO): metal ion binding
Source: RefSeq, a predicted model, not a curated record
AUGGAUUCCACGCCAUAUCUGGACCGCUAUCGUCAGAUAGGUGCUGUCGAUCAGCAGAAGAAUCAGCUCAUUGAGGACCUCCUCCAACGAGUCACCGAACUGGAGAAUUCCUUCCAGCGCGAGAAAUUGGACCAUGAGCGCGAGACUCGGUUCAAUCGAGAUAUCCAGUUGCAUGAGAUGGAACUCAUGCAACAGAUAGCACAAAUCAAGAAUAUUAUGGACCGAGAACCUUUCGUCGUGGUACUCUUGGACGGCGAGGCAAUAAUUUUCAAGGAUGAUUUCCUGCAAUUAGGAGAAGAAGGAGGUCGACUGGCCGCGCAGCAAUUCUACGCCGGAAUGCACGCAUAUAUCCUGAGCAACCUCUCCAGUAUUCACACGCCCAAGAUAAUUACCAAGCUUUAUCUGAAUGUGAAGGGCUUUGCGGAGAACUGCGCUCGGAGUGGUAUCAUCUCGGAUCCCGCACUCGUUCAUGACUUUAUUCGAGGAUUUAAUGAAACCAUGUCAUAUUCUGAGAUUGUUGACAUUGGAUCGGCUAAGAACAAGGCCAAUGAUAAGAUUCAAGAGACUUUCCAGGUCUUCCUUUACAAUUGCCAUUGCCACCAGGUCUUCGUGGGCUGCGCCUCCAAUCCCGAAUACGCUCGUUUCCUUGAAGAUACUUUGACCGAUGGUGACAUCACGGGUCGUGUUUCGCUCAUUGAGGGCAUCACAUUUGAAAAAGAGCUGGAGACCGUGAAGAGCUCAUAUAGGAUCGCGAAGUUCCCGGAAGUGUUCCGUUCAACCAAACCGGUUCCAAUCUAUGUUGCUCCCUGGAAGAGCAGCUUACCGUCUCGAUCGUUGCUCACUCCAUCGCCAUCCCAGCAGCUGAACCCACCACCCCUGUCUCGCGCUUCUACCAACACAGAUAUGUCGGGUAUGGGCGCACCUCUUGCAGUGUCAACAUCAAAUAAAACCAAUGAAUCACCGGAUUUCCAGGUUGUUCGUUCUCGAGCAUCUCCAUCAAGCCCGGUCAAAACUGUGGAGCGAAACAAGUAUGGACAACGUGUUGAUCGUCUCGAUUUCAAGAGCAUUCCUCGUGAUGAUUUGAAUCGAUUGAAGAAGCUCAAGCUCUGCAAUUAUUAUUUCCUCCUUGGAGAAUGCCCUAAUGAGGAGAACUGCUACCAUGAUCAUGACCGCAAGUUGACCAAGCAGGAGCUGCACAUUCUGUCUGCCAUUGCCCGUAUGACUCCUUGCCGCUUCGGUCUAGAAUGUGAUGACCCCGAGUGCAUCUAUGGUCAUCGUUGCCCGCAGAGCGAACCUGGCAAGAAGACUUGCUUCCGAGGUGAUAGCUGUCGCUUUGAGCCUGUUGCACACGGGAUCGACACGAAUAUCGUCAAAGUGACGAAAAUCUAA